AUGCAAUGGGCUGACCUCCGAGGGCUGCGCAGCUCGACCCUCAGAGUUGCCCGGAUGACCACAAUCGCAGCCCGACGACGGCUCACGCUGUUACAACAGCUGCCGUUUCCACAGACGCCAGCACCUACACUCCGACGUUUCUUUCGCGCAGACAACGGCCCUGGCAAACGACUCUUCUCGACCCAGCCCCAGCACAGCUCACCCGACGAUAAAUGGGGCAAGAAGAAACCGUCACGGAGAGAGGAGCCUAAGGCAAAGCCGCCUUCGCUUUUCGAGGAGCUAUUCCCCAACGAUGACAUUUACUCUCAUCCGAGUCGUCAGGCCAGCGAACAGGACGAUGGAGAAGGCAAGGGCAAGGUCAAGGUCCGGUUCCUGACCUCCACCGACCCGGAAAAGUCCGAGGCGACAGAGUACAGACUAAGGCAACUGGAGCGCAAGAACAAAUCCAGCAAGACAGGAGGCGAGGCGGCCGGCAAGAUUGCAGACUUUUUCGAGUUGAGCGCGCGUGAAAAGAAGAAAAAGGACAGGGCCGCCGAUGGAGAGAGCUCCUCCAUCUUCAACGAGCUCUUCUCGUCCCCGGGAUCGGGAGAAGCAGAGUCGGCGGCGGAAGCAGUGCUGGGCAAAGGUGGCGUCGAGGCCUUGUUGAGGAAAUCUCAGGCCGGCCAGAACUCAUCCGAAGAGCGAUCUGUAGAUCACAACGAUCUCCAAUCCUGGCUCGACUCUCUUCCGAAAGACGACGCCGCCGCCGACACCGCCUCCUCAGAAGCAGCAUCCCCAGAGGAGGCGGCAGCGGCCAAGGCCGAGCACUCCGCCAUGCUCAUCCUCUCCAACGCCAGCCCGAAUCUCAUGGAGUCCGACUUCUACCGCAUCGGCCCCCAGGGCCAGCACCUCGACGGUUGGAGCGCCUCCAUCACCAAGGUCAUGCAGGCCUACGACUACAGCACCCUGGCACCCAUGGACCGCUACUUCAUCCUCUUUGACUCCCACGCCGCGGCAGCAGCGUACCAGCGCGAAGCGCAACGCCUCCACGCCCUCGCCGGCCGCGCCCUCGCGUCCCCCGCCGCCGGCCUGACGCCCGCAGAAACCUCUUCCGCAUCCUCCCAAACAUCAGUCUUUAGCCUCGCACCCCCCUCCAAGACGCCCCUAAACCUCCACCUCUACAAACUCAACCGCGCUACCGAGGCCCGCCUCGAGACUUUCAGCAUCCAAGGCCUCCUCAGCAUGACCCCCGAACCGCCCCCGCGCGCAAACGCCCACGUUGUCCUCUCCCUCGACGGCGGCACCCUCGACCAGCGCAGCCUCUCCCACUGGAUCCGCCGUGACGCCCGCGACCGCAACCUGGGCUGGCCGGUGCAGCACCUGCGUCCGUACUUUGCGCCCAAGGUGCACCAAAGAACCGCGACGAAGGCGGAAAAGCUUACGGAGACCGGGGAGGGCCUCGUCUACGACGAAGACGAUGCGGCUCCGGCGGUGACGGAGGGCGACUCGGGACGGAGAGGCACCACCCCCGACGCGCUGGACGAAACGGCCCCGUCCGGCCGGUUCGUGGUGUCGUUCCCGGACGUGCACGAAGCGAGGCGCUUCGUUCGCGCGUGGCACAAAAAGGAGCUUAUCCUGACGAAUGAUCAGAGCGUAAUCGUAAACACGCACGUAGUGUGGUAA
Colletotrichum tamarilloi is the source of this 1662-nucleotide messenger RNA. RefSeq lists its product as uncharacterized. The coding region runs from base 1 to 1662 and encodes 553 amino acids. The record is from RefSeq and is a predicted model, not a curated record. NCBI's taxonomy places the organism in Eukaryota, Fungi, Ascomycota, Sordariomycetes, Glomerellales, Glomerellaceae. The transcript has a single exon.